AAAAAUAGGUUUCUACCUGUAAAUCCCUGAAGCAUUAACACAUAAACUUUUUAAUUAACAAGAAUUUUGUAGUUCUUGGCAUAUAAAUAGAAUUAAAAUCUCCAUGCAAAUGCUCUUUAUGUUGCCUUGCCUCCGUGUUAAUACCAUACCAGUAAUCACACAGGUGGAAUGUAAUGGUAAUGUGAAGCUGAAUAACACAUACUGUGAAAUGAAAGCAAGGGAUGCUUCACUAAUGCUGACUUUCAUGUGCAUGGUAUGAACAUAUGGUUGAGUGUGGAAGAGAAUGAAAUAGCUGUUAGUGUUAUGGUGGGAUUUGUUUUCCAUACUUAGGAUAAUCUACUGAUCUCGCACUGGUUUUUUUAUAUCGCUAAAGGUUUGUAGAGAGAGAAUCAAAUCUGUGAAAUCAACCUAUGUGAGCUUGUGAUCCUGGUGACACAGCCAUUUCAUAUUGAGCUUGUUGCAGCUGCCACCAAUCCUACUUAUGAACAGAAAUCUUCUGGAAUCUUCACCUGAUCAUUUCACCUGAUACCUGGUUUAUGAAGACUGAGAUACUGUUGAAUGUCUUGCCGUGCUAACUCGGAAAAAAAUGUACCGUGUAUAGUAUAUUAUGUCUAAAAGUGAAAUUAAAGCUCUUAGUGAAGAUGCUAUUUUAAUUUUCAGGUUCGCUGGAUGAUGUACUGGAUUGUGUGUGCUCUUUAUAUAGUUACUGAAACGAUAACUGACCUAACAGUCUCUUGGUUUCCACUGUACUAUGAAUUGAAGAUAGCUUUUGUUACCUGGCUCCUUUCCCCAUAUACUAGAGGGACAAGUUUAAUCUACAGAAAAUUCCUCCACCCACUGCUUUCUUCUAAAGAAAGGGAGAUUGAUGAGUACAUUGUCCAAGCCAAAGAAAGAGGCUAUGAGGCCAUGGUGAAUUUUGGAAGGCAGGAGUUGAAUUUGGCAGCAACUGCUGCAGUGACAGCAGCUGUAAAGGUAAGUUUCUGCUUGCAUUAAUUGCUUUUGAGCUUGAUAUCAAACAGUGUCAUUGCACUGGGGAUUUACCACUCUUAUAUAAAAAAGAUAAAUUCUGCAAGUGUAUUGAAAUCCUGGGACACAAUUAAAGGCUUGCAGCCCU
Cyanistes caeruleus (blue tit) is the source of this 1114-nucleotide messenger RNA. The record is from RefSeq and is a predicted model, not a curated record. NCBI's taxonomy places the organism in Eukaryota, Metazoa, Chordata, Aves, Passeriformes, Paridae.